ACGCUCCAAACAAAAACCCUCCGACACGCACGCUCCCAACUACUCUCUCCGUUCAUCACUCACUCUCUUUGUUUUGUAUGAUUUCUCUGUCUUCGAGUAACAAUCAUGACAAUAGGAAGGUGUAAUCUGUUUCGCUUGUCAUCUCUGUGGGGUUAAGGUGAACUGUAAUGUACUACGGCUGUCACAUUUCUCCCGUGGGAGAACCUUCACCUGACGUGAUGGUAUGUAGCCGCAUGGAAAAUUUUCACAAAAGUCAUAAAUAUCAAUCCUCACUCUCCUUCACGUGUACUUAUUCGUAACAUCCAUCCCCGCCCCACCCUCCCCGCUCUCUCCUUGUCUCUCCAUCUCUAACUUCUUCUCCUCCCGAUUCCGCUCGGUCUUUGUCAAUGCUAAACGGCUCGCUUGUCUUUCAUCCCUCCCAAUUGUCAUCAAAACAACGAGUUUAAAUAGGAGUGAAAUGGGGUGGGCGGCGACGUAAAACCCGAUCAAGGUGAAAAACAUUGCGGGAAUCUAAAGCGGAAUGCGCUCCUCUAAUUGUAUCACUUUGCCUUAGCGAGUCGUAAGCGAGAGACAUGGAUACUGAGGGGUUCCAUUGUGUCUUCACACCUUGUCUUAACCUACUACAUCUCCUUAAUCACCACCAGUACGCCCUCCCGGUAUGGUAGCAAUUUAGAAGUUCGAAGAUCUUGCGUUUCGAAUUUCAAAGUUAUACUUUAGCCCUCGUUGACGCACUACUACGAGCGUUCAAUUGUGAGAAUUCAAUAGCCAUGUUAACAACAUUUUCGUAGUGAUAUAUUUAGGGAUACUGCAACGAAAGGUUUGAAGUCCGCCUCAAGAACGAUUCUAACGUUGGUAGAAGCGAGUUGGUUUUCCUUGAGGUACCUAAACAUCUUGAAGCAUCGACUAUGUACACUGUUAGCGGAUCGCAUCCCUUCCAGUUAUCCAUCUUCUGUUUUGUGUUGCUAUGCAACUGCAUCCAUCUUUCGGCUUCUCCAGCCCGCCUCUCAGCCAGCUGGCCAAAGCUCCGAAUAUUCGGAGUCAACGGCGUUCAUGAGUCGCCUCGUCGCAGAAUACCCCCUUCCACCGAGGUCAUUACCUCACCGCCGAUAUCGUCGUCGGGUUCGAAUAAUCUCCAUAUAACUAAGACGUCAUCGUCUCAUUCAAAUCAUCAGCCUUUAUCGUUCGAUCCCCUGACAUCAUCCUCAUUUUCGACGUCAUCUCAACCACCGCAACAACUAGACACAUCAUUCCCCUGUCCGAACUGUCGUAUGCGGAAUACAAUAAAACCCGAUGUCGGUGAUCAGGGGUCGUUGUCGACGAAGAUGUCUGCGGCUGAGAAGGAAUACCGAAUUCAAGCUCUCAAGAAGCACAUCCUGGAUGCCUUGCACCUCCAGUUUCCGCCGCUCGUCAAAGGUGACACUCCGAACGUUGACCCGAAGGUUAUUGAGAAAAUUUUUAGCGAGUCAGAAAAGUACGAAAUAGAGGAUGACGAAGAUUACGAGCAUGACGUCGAGAAAACCAACAAGCAACUUAUAGUAGGCGUAGCAGGUGAGAUAGGUGGCUAUGGCAACGAGCAUAAGGUCAAACUCAGUUUCGUUAUACCAGCUGACGUUCAACGGGCUAACUCUGUCAGGGGAAAACUCUGGCUCGGUAUCACAAACUCGUCGAGCGCCACCACCGGGUCACUGUUCGUCAUCCAACGGUUGUAUCGAAAAUAUUUCGGCACGAAUGUCGUCGGCGUCCAUCGCAUGGAGAGUACACCAUCGCCAGGGAGUUGGAUAAGCAUCGAUUUGUCAUCGAGUCGGUGGUCAGCUAGGGAGUCGUCGGUAGUCAUGGAAGUCAUUCCAGACCCCGCCCAACCGACCGUCGAUCUCGCUGCCGGCGCUGUGUUAGAGGCGAGACUCGAACAUGCAUCAAUGAACUCGACUGCAGGAUUGGCUUACUGAUCGAGCCCAACCAAUCGAGCUGACAGAUGGGUAACGUGUCGUGUCGCCAUGAAUAUUCAUUAGGCGUAGUCUGACUAAAUAAACCCUAUUAUAUCGUCAUUCCCAUACACUUAUUCAUGAAAACAGUUACGGCUACGGUAUACUGCCCUCUCGCGUAGGGUACACAAGUACUGACGGAAAAAAAAGAAUCGCUGCCGGUUCGGCCCAGAUGGGCAUUGUGAACAGAGUCGCUCUGAUCGAUAACGCUCUUGGCCUCCUUCCUGAAUAGUUUGAGAUUGCAGGGCCGCACAUUCUAGGAUUUUGCGGGGGGUGAGAGAACCCCCCCCCCCCCCCCUGUAACGUAGAAAAAAAAAUUCUCGAGAAGGCAAAUGUCAACAGUUUUGGUGUUGAUAAGUUUGUUCAUUUAUGAAUAUAUUUUUUUCGGGGGGGGGGGACUUGCCAAUUACUUAAGGGGGCAAAUGUCGAUCCAUUUUAUUUUCAUGGUCGACAAAAUUUCUGAAAAGUUUUCUGGAUCAUGCUUGGGAAAGAUUAUACAUAGGCAGUGGAAUAUGAUAAUGGCCAUUGGUUGGUUGCGGUUGGUUGCGAUUUGGAGGCGAACUUUAUUUAAUUUUUAUUCCGUCAACGUUUGUUGUGUUUUUCUGGAGAGAAAAGGGAAUUAGUGCAAAAUGAGAUUCGAAAGGUGAUAUUGCAAUGCGUAAUCAUAAUGUAUAAAUGAUCGUAAUAUGAAGAAGUAAUUGAUUAGUGAAUUGAGGUAAAGAUUGUUGUAAAUUGAUAUCAUUCCAAUGUCUUGAAUAUUUUUGAAAUAUUAAUCUUGUAUUCUUUUAUUUGGUCAUUAAUGCAAUAAAGCCAUGAGCCAAUGCACACUGC
Lytechinus pictus (painted urchin) is the source of this 2813-nucleotide messenger RNA. RefSeq names its product growth/differentiation factor 8-like. Lineage: Eukaryota; Metazoa; Echinodermata; Echinoidea; Temnopleuroida; Toxopneustidae. The transcript has 3 exons. Gene Ontology annotation, molecular function: growth factor activity; cytokine activity. The record is from RefSeq and is a predicted model, not a curated record. Bases 906 to 1946 code for a protein of 346 amino acids. Gene Ontology annotation, cellular component: extracellular region.